AUGAGGCUGUGUAUUGAGCAUUUUAAAAUUCAAGGAAGUAACCGAUCCAUUUUAUUUACAUGGAAAAUAUUCAUCAGUAGAUUCAUACAGAAGUGUAAGCGAAUUUCAGCAAGCAAUGCUAACCUAUUCAAUUUUCAGUUGCCGAUGCUCACUGCCUACCUCGCUUAUCUCACAGCGUUUUUCUACUUUCCUAUGAAAUUUCUACUCGCUUGGGAGCUCAACUGUGCCUGUUCAUUCAUAAUAACCUGCGAAAUGACGCGAAUAGCCAUGAAGCUACACUCGUUUCUCCGCGAGAACAUGCCACGAGCGAUCGCUAAAAAGACCAGUGGAACGGUAGUUGAGCCAGGUACCGCUUCUGAAUGGCCUAGUGUGGAACAAUAUGUUUACUUCAUGUUUUGUCCUUCGCUUAUUUACAGGGAUGAAUAUCCAAGGUAA
This is a messenger RNA of Cooperia oncophora, 435 nucleotides long. The record is from the annotation of a GenBank genome assembly. Lineage: Eukaryota; Metazoa; Nematoda; Chromadorea; Rhabditida; Trichostrongylidae.